CCUCUUUCAACUUUCUCGACAUUUUUUUUUUUCAAAGUUCGCGACACGCUGCCCCCGGCAAUUGUACGGUGAGAUAUGGCUAGGCACCCGGACGAUCAAAGCUAUGAUGGGAUCACGAUACCGCCUCUCUAAGCAGGAAGUGGGCCAUAUGGGUUGGCUUAAGGGAACCCUAUCCUUGGCUUAGUCAAAACUCUGCACUUCUUGCCCCUAUUAGCCACAUCCGCGGACUUCCUCCCAGCGCAGAAACUUAUCACCCGCAGAGAAUACUGUCAAAAAAGAUACCUCAUACAGGUCGCUACCACAGUAUGGGUCAUGUUUUUUUGACGGCAUUCUGCCGCACUAGCAGUUUAUUGCUACAGUCAUACGGCAUUUAUCCGACUUAUAUAAGCUCGUAUAAACCCCUUAAUCGUUAGAAAGGAUUUCGUUUAUCUUUAGCGACGCGAAAACUGGAUUCUUAGUUAUAUUACACUAGCCAGGUUCUCCAAAAAAUAGGCAAAAACAAACCAUUCGGACAAUUUUGAUAAUUGUGGCGUGAAGCCUAUUUGUUUCCACGUUUCCACACGCUAUUUUUUUCUCCUAUCUGCUCUCAGCUUGUUUACUGUACCUGCAGAUACUGCAUAUUAGUUGCUUUUUAUUUGACAAAUCAAUUAUCCAAUCACACCUAUCUACUCCCUGCAGUGCAACCAUGCCAAAGCAAGACAUUUAUCAGCUUCACCCAAACGGCUGGGAGAGCGACCCAGAAGUAGAAUUUCGCAAAGUAACCACACUCGACUAUUUGGCAGCCUGCGUCUAUACCAACUAUGCUGUUUUCUUUAGGUUGGAUGAUGAUAAGAAGCAAUUGGCUGCCUCUACGCUGAAGGCUGGCCUCGAGCGCACUAUUACGCAAAUUAGACAUAUUAUCGGCACGAUUGAGAAAGAUGAAGAGAAGGGUGGUCACGUGUUCAUCAAGAAGAAGGAUAGCACAGUCCCUUUUCAUGUUCAAUGGCUCGACUCGCCUGAGGACAAGGAUAAAUACCCGUCCUUCGAUGAUCUCGAAAAGGCUAAUUUUGGGUCGGUGGCCAUGGGCGACCUCAAGAUCUGGAGUGUCGAACCCAUGACAUACGGGGAGAAGCCAGAGGCACACCCUGACAAUCACCCCAUUAUUUCAGCUUUCAAGGCUAAUUUCAUUCGUGGUGGCCUAGUCCUCAAUAUGCAUUUUCAUCAUUACGCUUGCGAUGUGAUGGGCAUGUCUGGAUUUGUAGAGCAAUUGGCCGACAACUGCUACGCUAUCGUGAAUAACACUCCGUUUCCUCCUUGGAGCGAUAACCACUUUGGUGUCCCGCAUUUUAUCAAGGAUCUACCUCCCGAGGACCAGAUGAUUGACGGCCCUCCUCAGCCCCAGCGUCAUCCAGAUCAUAUUGGGGCUACAAUGUACCUGUUUCACCUACCUAAGAGCAAGGCAGCCGAGUUGAAGAAGCUAGCUAGCCCCGACAACGGUACUUGGAUCUCAACUUAUGAUGCCUUCAUAGCGUUCCUCUUUCGGACGACGACCCGGCUUCGUGCUCCCUUCUUUAAGCCAGAUAUGUCGUCGAAUGUGGCCUGGGCUCAAUCAAUGGAUAUGCGAAGACGCCUUCAUACCCCAAAGUGCCCACCACGCAUGCAAGGAAAUGUGUACUUCGUGGCGUCAACCACAAUGACUAACGUCCAACAGCCAACUGUUGCGCAGAUCAUUUCAGAAUGGCCCUUGUCUAGGCUGGCGCAAUACAUCCGUCAGAUGACCGACGAAGUAACCCAGGAACGUGUGGAUGAGGUGCUUAACCAGCUAGCACCGAUACGUGAUAAGCCGGCCUUGAUGACCCGCACAGAUUCGUUUCCACCAUUAUCAAACCUCCAGACUGACCAUCGUGACGUCAAGGUCACCCUGUGCGAUUUUGGAUUCGGCAAGCCGAUCGGGUAUCGACAUGUCAUAGAUGUGGUUACUGAGAAUCUUACAUUUGUGUAUCCGCCGCGCGACAGGUCCCCCGAUUCAGACGAGGGUCCUGAGCUCAGCAUCUCGUACGAGACGAGGUUAGCUGAUGGGCUAAUCAACGAUCCUGAAUGGAACAAGUAUUUCGAAUACAGAGGAAUUGACUGCGUUCACACCGGUCAGCACCACUAGCUAAUCUAGCCAGGGGGGGUUGUGAUGUUGGGGCAUUCUGAGCGUAGCGCAAAAUUUAGACUUAUGAGAUUUAUGAGACCUAUGUAUGUAGAUAAUUAGUAGUUAGAUCUGGUUCUUACAUCCACAUGUAGUUAGAUAUCUCCAUAAUGUAGUGUAUAUUAUCAA
Messenger RNA from Daldinia loculata, 2302 nucleotides. Its product is annotated as transferase family-domain-containing protein. The coding region runs from base 686 to 2137 and encodes 483 amino acids. The transcript has a single exon. Lineage: Eukaryota; Fungi; Ascomycota; Sordariomycetes; Xylariales; Hypoxylaceae. The record is from RefSeq and is a predicted model, not a curated record.